Molecule: messenger RNA, 774 nt
Organism: Paramacrobiotus metropolitanus
Lineage: Eukaryota; Metazoa; Tardigrada; Eutardigrada; Parachela; Macrobiotidae
Exons: 2
Coding region: 5-652 (215 amino acids)
Source: RefSeq, a predicted model, not a curated record
UAUAAUGGAGAAUAAACACGGGAUUGGAUUGACCACGGUGUACCUUGUGGGUGUCCGCUUGUCUGUUCCGGUUAACGUGAUGUAUGCAGUUCAUGGGGAGGACGACUGUGGCCUGCAUCCUCCUGCGGAGGGUGCUGCGAGCAAUGCACUACCCGAAGCGUAUCGUCACUACAACGACGGUCAUUUCCGGGAUUUCGUUGCACUCUUUCGGCAACUUUGCUGCGAUUCGGUACGGUUGAUCUGCGGCACUAUCGACGUGUUCAUCAACGCAAUGCCAGAUCGACUCAUGCGGAAAUUGCUUCUGCGCAUUCCGGCUGCCCUGCUGAUGGUCUAUGACAAAGACCUGGAGUGCGCAAUGUGGGAUAUGCUGGAGCUGGGUUUGCCGCGAGUCGACGACGCGCAGCUGGUAACCUUGUCCGAGUUCUUGGUGUGGGUGGCCGCGGGGAAGAAUGCUUCAUCGGCAGCCGGAUUAGCUUGGGACAGGACAGUGUGCAAGGUACUGUGUGCAGCGCAGUCACCGGAUCCGCGGCCGCAGUCCCACUACCCUGGGAGAAAAUGGUGCGUGGAGGGCUUGCAGGAUCUGCAGUUGGACAAGCUGUCCCGUAUUACGCUGCGUUUUCUUAUCCUACUGGCGAACUCUGCUGGAGAAUGAGAAUGAUGUGCUUAACAGCGGUUGCAACGUUUUGAGCGGUCUUGAGUUUGUUGUUGUAUCUGCAUGAUCAACUGCUUUUGUAGUUGACAAACUUCCAUUCCAAUCGUACUUCUUUUGCGGGU